Molecule: messenger RNA, 1007 nt
Organism: Brassica napus (rape)
Lineage: Eukaryota; Viridiplantae; Streptophyta; Magnoliopsida; Brassicales; Brassicaceae
Product: proteasome assembly chaperone 2
Exons: 7
Coding region: 37-885 (282 amino acids)
Biological process (GO): proteasome assembly
Cellular component (GO): nucleus; cytosol
Source: RefSeq, a predicted model, not a curated record
CUACUGAAACAGAGAGAUUCUGUGUGUGUUGGAGCGAUGGAGUUUGUAGUUGAAGAAGGAAAGCGAGUGAACGAAGAAUGCUCCACUUUGAUUCUCCCUGCAUUAUCAAUUGGGAACGUAGGGCAGCUCGCUGUUGAUCUUCUAGUGUCAUCUACUGGUGCAGACAGAGUUGGUUAUCUCGAUGAUCCUUAUCUGCUUCCUUGCGUUGGCAACGACGCUUAUGGACCUCUUCCUUGUGGCGAAAUAGCUCUUCCUCUUGAGGUUUAUGAGUCAUCUUCAACUGCUACUACUCUUGCUCUGCAACGGUCUCCUGUUGCAAAGGGAAUGAUGAUUAAAUUUGCUGAGAACAUAGCAGAUUUUGCUGCUUCGAGUGGCAAGAAGCAUGUGAUUGUGCUUUCGAGUUUGGACUUCCAAAGGCUGCAUCAUAACUUGGAUAUGUCUCGAGGCCCACAGGUGUAUUAUCUGUCUAAUGCUGAAGCUAAUGGAAGAGAUGAUCACUGUGAGAGGCUAGGAUUUGGGAGAUUGAAUGAGUAUGAUUCAGAAGGAAGAUGUUGGAAGUAUCUUAGCUCUGUCUUUGAGGAGAACUCUAAAGAAGAGCUGACUUUCCCUGCAGAAGAUGAGCUUGAAGACAUAGACUAUUACCCCAGCUUGCCAUUUGCAGCUCUUUUCUCAGCUUUUAAGGCAAGAGGCUUGAAGGUGACAUGCCUGCUAUGUUACUGUUCUGAAGGAGACAACAUUCCUGAUGCAUUCCUUCUAGCAGAGGCUGCAUCUAAGCUUACUGGUUUAACUCCUGACAAGUUCCAUGGGGAAGAAGGUGGGAAAUGGCAGAUACCGUAUUCGUGGAAGAGUAUGUAUGGAGCUCCUCCGGAUAUGUCCAUGUUUUAAGACUGUUCUUCCAGCUCACAUUGUCAGACAGAGGUUGUUGUAGUACAAGUAUGAUACAAUGAGAAGUGUAUGAACACUUGAGAAAGUUUUAAUCAGAUAUAGACAUUUUUCUGGGGUUUUCA